Salvelinus sp. IW2-2015 is the source of this 4383-nucleotide messenger RNA. RefSeq names its product ubiquitin-conjugating enzyme E2 H. Gene Ontology annotation, molecular function: ubiquitin conjugating enzyme activity. The record is from RefSeq and is a predicted model, not a curated record. Gene Ontology annotation, cellular component: nucleus. Lineage: Eukaryota; Metazoa; Chordata; Actinopteri; Salmoniformes; Salmonidae. Gene Ontology annotation, biological process: ubiquitin-dependent protein catabolic process; protein polyubiquitination.
UUUCAACUGGUCGUUCAGUACAGUACUGUUUCCGUUCAAUUGAACGUUCCAGAACGUAAAAGCGUAGUUACUGAACGCAGCCCUGCAGACAUUUGCUAGUGUUGUUGAGAGAAAGCGAAGAAUGUUGAAAUAUUUCGUUCGAUGGACAAACUGAAYAGGCAGAAGAUAUAGUUAGAAUAGCUUGCCUCAUCGAAGUAAAGUAUCGAGCUAGCCAAGGAAUAACGUUACAAAAAUGUCUUCGCCAAGUCCAGGCAAGAGGCGAAUGGAUACCGACGUGGUGAAACUCAUCGAGAGCAAGCAUGAGGUAACCAUCCUCAGCGGACUCAAUGAGUUUGUGGUCAAGUUCUACGGCCCACAAGGAACACCGUAUGAAGGAGGUGUAUGGAAGGUGCGAGUAGACCUACCAGACAAAUACCCCUUCAAGUCUCCAUCUAUAGGAUUCAUUAAUAAAAUCUUUCAUCCCAACAUUGAUGAAGCGUCAGGGACGGUGUGUCUAGAUGUCAUCAACCAGACGUGGACAGCCCUGUAUGACCUGACCAACAUCUUUGAGUCAUUCCUGCCCCAGCUGUUAGCCUACCCCAACCCCAUCGACCCUCUCAACGGAGACGCUGCCGCCAUGUACCUGCACCGGCCAGAGGACUACAAACACAAGAUCAAAGAGUAUCUCCAAAAGUAUGCGACAGAGGAGGCUCUAAAGGAGCAGGAGGAGGGAGGUGACUCCUCAUCUGAGAGUUCCAUGUCUGACUUCUCUGAGGAUGAGGCUCAGGACAUGGAGUUGUAGUGAAGGGCUGGCAACCGCCCUCCCCUCACCCACACGGACUAUCAUUUCCUAAAGAGCAGAAGCAAACUAUUAUAUUCAUAUUUAAACAAGGCAAUUGUUUUAUUACUAAACAAACAAUGAUUUUUAUGGAUUAUAUGUAUGAGAAGUGGCGGUGUGAAAUGUCAGUCUCCCCCUCGUCUAGGUAUUCUUUAUUACUUACUCAUAGCCCUCUACCAACACCACCACACCCACAUUAUUACCCCCUCCUACCCAGAAAGGAGUGCAGCAUUCCCAGGAUCCUAGAUGCCCUCCUGCGGUCUGGGUGAUAUUCUGAUUAACCUUUGACCCAACCAUGAUGGAACCGACGAUGGGGCGAGAGCAGAGCAUCAUGGGAAGACGAGACUGUCAGACUUUCGUUGUCAUGACGGAGACAGGGAUGGAAUGUUUACUCAGUACCCCCCCUCCCCACCACAGUUUAUAUUUUUAAUUCUCAGAAUUGUUCUGUAUUUGGUGAGUGAAACACUGUUUCAACAGUUACAGCUUUUUUUCCCCUCCCCAUGCUCUACCAGAAGCUCUCUGUCUCUAGUGCAUGGCCCCCUCUCUCUGGAGUUAUUACCACAAUAAGGAAUUACACAAUUUUGAAAGUAAUUUUCUGCCUUCCUUUGGAUGGGGUUGGAAGCUACCACCAGGAACAGGAUCACUCCUUCCUGAGGAUCAGUUGGUGGUUUUCAUCCAGAUCCACCUAUCCAAUAUGGCUGUUGUUGACCCAUCUUUCAGGCCUUGCCCCAGAGGCCAGUAUGCAAGCCUAUCAACCCACCACACCCUGGUUGUCAUAGAAACUGUUCUGUAAACAUGCCUUUCACCCCGUAGACAGGAGCACCAGCUCACCAACCAAAGACAACCUACCAUACCACUUAACACCUGAGAGGGGGGAUGUGUGUGUGUGUGUGUGUGUGUGUGUGUGUGUGUGUGUGUGUGUGUGAGAGAGAACCUCAUGUUGUUAGACCCAACUGACCCAGGUGGAAUWGAAACAGACUACUAGAGCCAUAGUAGUUUCUCAUCUCUGUGACAACCCUAACACACACAGCAUGACACGCUGUUGUUGCUCUGGAUGAGAGAACCACAGAGAUGAACUACUAUCAACCCAGGAGCUGUCUGUCACUAAACAAACUCCCACCUAUCAACCCAGGAGCUGUCUGUCACUAAACAAACUCCCACCUAUCAACCCAGGAGCUGUCUGUCACUAAACAAACUCCCACCUAUCAACCCAGGAGCUGUCUGUCACUAAACAAACUCCCACUGUUGUCCACCAGAUGCUCCGUUAGCCCUCCUCCUCUCCGUUUUAGGAAAGUGUUUCAUUCUCUAAGCAUCCUUUUGUACCUUGUGGCAUGAUCCAGAAGUUAAGUUGUGUAGUGCUUUGUUGAGCUUAUUUGCUGUAGAAAUAUAGAAAAGACACCUCAUGUGUGAUGGAUGGGUUUCUAUCUAGAUGUCAGCGGUGUCCAGUCGUAUCCACACUGAGGGCCAGUGCAUGGCCAGGCUUCAUUCUAUCCAAGCACUAACACACCUGUUUGGACUUCUCUCAGUCUUUCUGGAAGACUAUGAUUAGUUGAAUCAGGUGUGUUGGUUGGUACAGGAGCCACAUACUGGCCCUCUGUAGAUAAAACGGGACUGCCCUGAUCUAGGGGUUGGAUUGGGUUGUUGUGUGGGGCUGGGAUGGGAGGUGUUGAGGGGUACCUGGGGACUUGUGGGGUGUAGAGGAAUUUUGCCUAUUGCUUGUGUUCAACUAUAAUAGGUAUUUGACUUGCGUAGUGCUAGUUAAUGUGCCAGAUGGUGAAUCCUAUUAUAAUCUAUGGUUUUAUUCCUUCUAUAGCAAGCUAGUUUCAAAGCGAAUUGUCCUGUAAAGGUGAAGCAUUUAGUUUUAAUUAGAUUUGUUUUUUUCUUCUCCUGAUUUGAAUCUGAUCCUCCCCAAAGGCAUGUUGCAUCUCUUUAUCCUUUCUCUUAUGCAAAUGGUCUCUUCUGUCUGCAUUGUCAGUGUGCAAGUGAACUUAUCUAGCCUGGGUGUCUGGCUGUUUCUGCUGUGGCCAACUCCUUUGUUCACUGUUGUGACAUCAUGUUGGGCUAAAGCAGAAACACACUGCCUGGCACCCAGGCUAGGUGAGUACAGCUACAUACCCAGACUGGCAAGCAGUGUUUUGGGUUUUUCAAACUUUGUGAUCUCUAACUCAGCAGCACCACAUUGGGAGUGCUCCAGGAUUCUCCUCUCCUACUAUUGUGUUCAUGGAGAGGUUGGUCAAGGCUCAUCAACCUACACAGGGUGUCCCAUUCAUGCCACAGUACAUGGGCCCAAUCAUAUCCCCAGAUUGGUGUGCUUAAUCCUAUGAUAUUCUAUAGGGCACAUUCUAUAUGAGACUUUCAGAUAGAAAUGUAAUGUGAAUUGGUGUCUGUUCCACACAAUAGAGGAUAUUGUCCAUUCUGUACAUGACAGAUCUACCUAUGACUUCUAAACAUUGUGCAUCAAUUCAAUAUGCUACUAGUGACAUGUACAGUAACUGAAAAAGUUUGAGGUCCUAAACUUUAGGAGCCGGGUGUAUAUUACUGCCAAAAUAAUGUGGACUCUUUGCUCAAAGCAGAUGUCAUCAUGCUUCAAAACACUGCCGUAAAGCCUGUUACAGGGGGGUGUACUGGCCUCUUGUCCCAGGUCACAUAAGAUGAGAUGUCAUCUGUAUUUCUUUAAGAAAACUCAUCAUAGCUUUCAUUGGGGACAUCCUAGUCGUACACAUAAGAAUUGAAUCACAAUUUAUUUAAUCCCUUUGUUUUCAUAAUAAUAUAGUUAACAUUUUAAGUAUUAGGGUGCAGGGUGAAGGUACAGAUGACAUGACAGAACAGGCCCCACACCGCAGUACCUACCACAUGAUGGUGAAGCUAUUGUUGAUAUGUCUUUUGCCUCCAUUAAACUAAGGACAGGAGAGUCAAUGAGACAGGAAAAUGACAUUUCUUUGAGAAAUAAUAUUGCAUUGAAAAACAUGUAUUGUCUGUACUGACACGGGAAAGCCCCAGCAUUGAGAUGGUUCGAGUUAGCAUUAGCAUCCUAAUACAUUAUGAGUGUAGUUUUAGCAUAAUGCUAACCGUGUCUCAAUAACAUGGGCACCAGACACUGUGGUGUAUUGUAAUGGUUACCUCAAGAGAACAGCCAUAGUGUGUAACUAUGUUGGCUAUUAGCAAAUUGAGCAUAAUUUGAGGAAAAACAUGUAUUCUACACAUUCAACUUGGCACAAAAGCAGAACAACAACGAACAUCUGAAGAAAAUACUUAGUCUGCUCUCACUGUUUGAUGAGUUGCAAGCUUGUUGGAAGCAACAAUCAGUGAGUGGACAGGACCCUUUCCCUAUGGCUAUUUAGCGUCAGGACACAUGAGUCAUUACAGUAUGUGUAUUAACUCCCUUUCAAUAAUGAGAUAUAUAUAUAUAUAUAUACUGUAUUUGGAACGUUUUUGUUUGAUUUGUUUUAAUCCUUUAAGGAUGUAGAAGACCAGAAAUUCCCACAUUUUUAAAGGCAAAUAAGUUAAUGAAUAAGUGUGCUUCCCUUGUAACUUUAAUAAAGAAAUAAACAAAAAUAUGAAAACAA